AUGGAGGCCAAAGACAUUCUGGCGAAUAUCGCCUUUACCACGUCGGGUGCGCUCGUUGACUGUGUGGACAAAAAAGUGAUCGUUAUCCUGCGCGAUGGCCGCAAGCUGAUCGGCAUCCUGCGGUCGUACGACCAGUUUGCCAAUCUCCUCCUGCACGAGACGAUCGAGCGUGUGUACUUGGGAAACAGGUACGGCGAUAUCCCCAAGGGUCUGUACAUUAUCCGUGGCGAGAACGUCGUGCUCCUCGGCGAGCUCGACCUCGAAAAGGAAGACGAGGUGCCCGCGUCGGUCGCCUCUGCCAUACCCCCCGCGGCUGUGCCGAAACUGCUGGAAGCGUGCGCCGUGGAGAGCGACGCGAAGGAAAAGUGGGAGAAGCAGCGCGCCGCGAUCCUCCGGCGAGAGUGCGGCUUCUCUGGCGAAGGUGCCGAAGGCGAUAGCUACUAA
This is a messenger RNA of Malassezia japonica, 444 nucleotides long. RefSeq lists its product as uncharacterized. Gene Ontology annotation, biological process: deadenylation-dependent decapping of nuclear-transcribed mRNA. The record is from RefSeq and is a predicted model, not a curated record. Gene Ontology annotation, molecular function: RNA cap binding. Gene Ontology annotation, cellular component: P-body; Lsm1-7-Pat1 complex. Bases 1 to 444 code for a protein of 147 amino acids. The transcript has 3 exons. Lineage: Eukaryota; Fungi; Basidiomycota; Malasseziomycetes; Malasseziales; Malasseziaceae.